GAUGCUGCUCUGCUGCUCCCUCUUGACGGUACUGCUCAUUGCUGUGACGGCGUCGGCAUUGCCCAACACGCUGCCUGGCUGCCCAGCGAGAUGCGGCGACGUUCGCAUUCCCUACCCAUUCGGCAUCGGCCCGGACUGCUCCCUUCCUGGCUUCAACCUCAGCUGCAAUAAGGACAAUGCCACUGGCGUCAAAAAACCUUACAUCUACAACGUCGAGCUCAUCAACAUAGACUUGCUGGAAGCCCAGGCUCGGAUCUACUAUCCAAUGUCCUGGCAAUGCUACAAUGCCACAUCCCACAAUGUGUCGUAUUACAUGUGGAGUCUAGAUUUCAUCGGAGACCCAUACCGGUUCUCCGACGACAAAAACAAGUUCUUCGUUGUUGGCUGCGACACCCUCGCGUACUUCAAUGGGAAGAACCAGAAAGACAGCUACUCGGGUGGAUGCGUGUUGCGCUGUAACAGCGCUGAGAGCCUGACAAACGGGUCAUGCUCCGGCAUCGGCUGCUGCCAGACCACCAUCCCCAAGGGAAUCAACUAUUAUGAAGUGACCUUCGAUGGCAACUUCAACAACUCCCGGGUGGGGAAAUUCAAUCCCUGCAGCUACGCCGUUCUGGCCGAAGUGAACUGGUUCAAUUUCACCACGGCUUACGUCACUACCAGCGAGCUCAAUGAGACGAACGGAGGGCGGGCGCCUGCGGUGCUGGACUGGGCCAUCGGCAACGAGACAUGUGAGGUCGCGCAGCGCAACACAACCUCCUAUGGGUGCCGCAGCGAGCACAGUGACUGCUUUAACUCCUCCAAUGGCCCAGGAUAUCUUUGCAACUGCUCCAGGGGCUACGAAGGCAACCCCUAUCUUCCCGAUGGAUGCCAAGAUAUUGACGAGUGCGCUCUCAAGUAUCCAUGCAAUGGGACUUGCACCAACAUACCUGGGGAUUACAUUUGUACAUGUCCACCAGGCACGAAAGGCGACGCGAAAAAAGGAACCUGCACUCCCGACCACGGAAGCCGCAUCUCAUCAGUGAAAUUGGUUAUAGGCAUUGUCACAAGCACCAGCUUGGCCCUUCUACUCUUACUAUGCAUUGUCGUUUCCAUGGUAUAUGAUAGAAGAAAACUUUUGAGGAUAAACGAGGAAUACUUCCGGCAACAUGGAGGGCGGUUGCUGCUAGAAGAGAUAAAGUCGAAGCAAGGUCUUGCAUUUAAAGUAUUUACGAAAGAAGAGCUAGAGCAAGCAACAAACAACUUUGACAAGAACCGAAUUCUUGGAGGUGGAGGCCAUGGAACUGUCUAUAAGGGAAUACUGAAUGACAAUCAUACAGUUGCCGUAAAAAAAUCAAAAAUAAUUGAUGAUCACCAAAAGAACGAAUUUGGGAAGGAGAUGGUUAUUCUUUCUCAGAUCAACCAUAAGAAUGUGGUGAAGCUCUUGGGAUGCUGUCUAGAGGUGGAAGUCCCUAUGCUGGUUUAUGAAUUUGUCUCCAAUGGAACCUUAUUCCAAUUAAUUCAUAACAGGAAUAGGACAUCCCAUAUUUCAUUGGAUACCCGUUUGGAGAUUGCUUCACAGUCCGCAGAAGCCCUUGCAUAUCUACAUUCAUCAGCAUCCCCUCCAAUUAUUCAUGGAGAUGUCAAGUCUUCCAACAUACUUUUAGAUGACAAUCACAAUGCAAAGGUGUCGGAUUUUGGAGCUUCGAUGUUGGUGCCAAAGGAUGAAACUCAGUUUGCUACACUAGUUCAGGGGACUUGCGGUUAUUUGGAUCCUGAAUACCUACAAACAUGCCAAUUAACCAAUAAAAGUGAUGUUUAUAGUUUUGGUGUUGUUCUUUUGGAGCUCCUCACUGGAAAGAAGGCAGUUUAUGAGGAAAUGGAGUUGGUACAAGAAGUGGCUGAGCUAGCAAGGCGAUGCCUCAAUGUUAGGGGUGAAGAUAGGCCUAUAAUGAAGGAGGUUGCCGAUGACCUAGAUCGGUUAAGAAAAUUCAAGCAGCAUCCAUUUUUACAGCAUAAUACGGAAGAGAUUGAGAGCUUGCUUGGUGAGCCAUCAAGUUACACUAAAAAUGGAAUCUCUGGUUGCUACAGUUUAGAAAAAAAAGGAACGAUGGAUAUAGAAUGUGGAAGAUGAUCUUUAUUUUUCGAAGAAGAGUUGGAGGAUGAUCGUAUUGCAUAGAAUAAUACAACUUUCUACCCCUAUGUAUGUAUUAGAAUUAUGAUGUUGAUUUAUAUGUACUUGUGCAUG
Messenger RNA from Phoenix dactylifera (date palm), 2224 nucleotides. RefSeq names its product wall-associated receptor kinase 2-like. NCBI's taxonomy places the organism in Eukaryota, Viridiplantae, Streptophyta, Magnoliopsida, Arecales, Arecaceae. Gene Ontology annotation, molecular function: ATP binding; polysaccharide binding; protein serine/threonine kinase activity. Gene Ontology annotation, biological process: cell surface receptor signaling pathway; protein phosphorylation. Gene Ontology annotation, cellular component: plasma membrane. The record is from RefSeq and is a predicted model, not a curated record.